AUGAAAGCCGCUUUGGCUAUUCUUUUGGCGCCGCUGGCCGCCCUCGCCACGCCACUGGGUAUCGCGCCCAAUAACAUUGAAUCUCGCUCAAACGGAAUUAUAAAGCGACAAGCAUCCGUCAGCAUUGACCAGCUCUACAAGAAGAGAGGUGGGCUCUACAUUGGUGUCUCCGGCGACAAUGGUAUUAUGCAGCAAGGGAAGACGGAGGCUAUUAUAAAGGCAAACUUUGGUCAAGUUACACCGGAAUACUCCAUGAAGUGGGAGGCUACGGAACCCACCCGAGGCAACUUCACGUGGGGCAAUUCCGACUAUCUCGUUAAGUGGGCGCAAGCCAACGGUAAAUCUAUUCGCGGCCAUACGUUGUUAUGGCAUACUGCGUUGCCGACAUGGGUUUCGGAUAUCAAGGACAGAAACGUCCUCUCUUCGGUUCUGCAGAAGCACAUCAAGGCCGUUGUUGGGCGUUACAAGGGCAAGAUUAGGUCUUGGGACGUUGUCAAUGAAAUCUUCAACGACAACGGGUCGCUCCGUAACAAUACUUUCUUUAAUGUCAUGGGUGAAUCCUACGUGGGCGUUGCUUUCCGCGCGGCUAGGGCUGCUGACCCGGCUGCCAAGCUCUAUAUCAAUGAUUACAAUCUGGACAACAAAGACUGGGGAAAGAUUCCCGCGUUGGUCAACAAGGUUAAUCAGUGGAUCUCACAGGGUAUUCCCAUUGAUGGGAUUGGUACGCUUUCGUCCUCACAAAUAGGAUAUGCAUCAUCGGCUAAACAUUUGGCCGCAAACAUGUCGAGCAAUAUCGAAGGAGCACUCAAGGCCCUGGCGGCCGCUCGUGUUUCUGAGAUUGCCAUCACUGAGCUCGACAUUAGAAACGGCCCGCCGGCUGAUUGGGCAACCGUUGUUGGCGCGUGCCUCAACGUGCCAAAAUGCCGCGGUAUCACAGUUUGGGGAGUGAGCGACAAGCAAUCUUGGCAAAGUGAAGUAAAGCCGCUUCUCUUCGACGAGAACUUUGAGCCUAAGCCGGUAUACACUGCUAUUGUGAACAAGCUGAAGAAGUGGUGA
Colletotrichum truncatum is the source of this 1056-nucleotide messenger RNA. NCBI's taxonomy places the organism in Eukaryota, Fungi, Ascomycota, Sordariomycetes, Glomerellales, Glomerellaceae. The record is from RefSeq and is a predicted model, not a curated record.